Molecule: messenger RNA, 2223 nt
Organism: Mercenaria mercenaria
Lineage: Eukaryota; Metazoa; Mollusca; Bivalvia; Venerida; Veneridae
Product: E3 ubiquitin-protein ligase TRIM71-like
Exons: 4
Coding region: 33-1241 (402 amino acids)
Biological process (GO): positive regulation of DNA-templated transcription
Cellular component (GO): nucleoplasm; chromatin
Molecular function (GO): zinc ion binding; ubiquitin-protein transferase activity
Source: RefSeq, a predicted model, not a curated record
CGUUGCUAAUUAGAUACGGUGACAUUCGGAAAAUGGCGACAUCCAGGGACUUUAGUUUUUCUCAAACCAGCGCAUCAGACGAGGUGCACGACUUUUCAUGUAAUCCUUGUGCGAAGGAAGGGAAAAAUACGGAGGCUUUGUUUCAGUGUACGGACUGUUAUAUUUUUUUUUGUCACAGAUGUGUUUCAGGUCACAACAAAUUCACCGAAAACCACAAUGUAGUUGACAGGUCUUCAAACAAUUUCGGAAAAGGUCAAAGAACACCGAGACCAUUUACUCCUCUUGAUCUGCCGACGGAUUUCUGUGAUGAACACGACGGCGAAUUAAUCAGGAUGUUUUGUGUGAAACAUGAAGUAGUGUGUUGUACUAUUUGCGUUACUGUAAAACAUAGAUCCUGUGUUGGUGUCGAAUAUAUUCCAAAUAUCGCCAAAGGAUAUCUUAAGAGACUGAACAAAGACCAAACUAUUACAUCAUUGGAGAAAGUGAAAUAUGAUUUACAAAAGCUAAAGUUAAAAGCUCAUAAUGAUUCAAAGGAGUUAAGUAAGCAGCGUGAUGGUAUACUCGACGACAUUCAAAAGUUUAAGAAAAGUCUCACAAAAAGAAUUAGGGAGUUGGAAAAGAAGUCAAUUAAAGAAGUUCAGGAUCAUUAUAACAAGAUAGCUGACGACAUAAACGCCGACAGGAAGAAAAUCGAUGAUAUCCUGAAAUGUGUUGAAAAACGACUUGACAAACUGAGACAAUCUAGAACCAACAACGACGCAGAAACAUUUGUUAACAUCAAGUACGGAGAAAUGAAAGUUUCAGAUGGAAAUGCCUGCGUUCAAACCACAUUAGCCAGAAAGCCGGAAAAAUUAGCAUUUGAACUGAACAAAGAUAUUGAAAAAUAUCUACAUGAAACACAUUCUUUGGGAACACCGACAGCUAAGACUCAGACAGAUGCAGCUGGUCCAGUACAAACAGCAUCACGUACAGACCGGUCCAAAAAGACUGCAGACCAACAACCAUGUCCAUCAUGCGGUGAUAUCGUUAAACCGGAGUACAUGCAGGAACACAUGAAAAUACACUGUGCAAAGAAGGAAUUUAUAUGUUCAAAUUGCGGCGAAGGCUUCGAUACAGAAUUGGAUUGUAUGAUUCAUGAUAUUGACUGUGAGAUGGGCGGUUCGUUCGAAGAUGAUGUUUACAAUUCAUACCGAUUGAUUCCUAAUGAGCCUUCGUAUGGAUUUGAGUGUUUUGUCAAAUAAACAUGACCUUAUAACACUUGCUUGAAACUAUAAAUAUUAAUUGAAAUCGCAGGCAGUGUAAGAGAGUUAAGACUAUAACGGAUUAUAUUUUUGUUUAAGGUUGACCCUGAAAGACAAUCGGCAACAUAUGUAUUCUAUCUUUGCGAUUUCAGUAUUCUUCUCUUUUUAUGGAAAGCGAAGUGCGCGUUAAGUUCGUUUUAUGUCCGAAGAAUGCCGAAUUGCGUAACAAGAAUACGUAAUCUCACGGAAAUAACCGAGCGUCGUAACAGGUCAACUACCUUCAUUUUGAUACGCGUACUUUCACACUGCAAUCUAUGCCCGCCCGCUUAGCUCAGUAGGGAGAGCGUUGGUAUACGGACCGCGGGGUCGCGAGUUCAAUCCCCGGGCGGGCGUAUGUUCUCCGUGUCGAUUUAAUAAAAGACAUUGUGUCUGAAAUCAUUUGUCCUCCACCUCUGAUCCAUGUGGGGAAGUUGGUUGUUACUUGCGAAGAUCCUUUGUACUGGUAAAGAAACCAGGAACGUUGGUAUACGGACCGCGGGGUCGUAAGUUCAAUCCCCGGGCGGGCGUAUGUUCUCCGCGUCGAUUUAAUAAAAGACAUUGUGUCUGAAAUCAUUUGUCUUCCACCUCUGAUUCAUGUGGGGAAGUUGGUUGUUACUUGCGGGGAUCCUUUGUACUGGUAAAGAAUCCAGGAACGCUGGUAAGGUUAACUGCCUGCGUUUGCAUGACUGAAAUACUGUUGAGAAACGGCUUCAACCCAAAACAAACAAACAAAUCCACACUGCAAUCUGGGACUUCAAUGGAAGUAAGUCAUUUUAAAGGUUAUCCUGGUUGAGCAUAUCUAAACUUUACAUACUUUACUGUGAUUUGUGUUUGAUUUUUCUAAAUUAUUGUUAAUCAAAGUUGGUAAUAAAGUAUCUAAAAGUGAUCUGUGACAUUACACGAUUAUUGCUUGUUACAUUUUGUAUAUAAUUUUGAUUAACUC